CGGACACAGUAUAUAUUCGGAUGUUUUUUUUGGCUUCUUCUCAAGUUUCCUUAUCCACAUUCUACUCAUUGAUUUCUUGUUGACAUGCACUACUUUGCAAACAGCGUUGAAUCCAAAGCCUACCGGCUCAGCAAAGCAGGGCGCUACAUGGCCUGUUUCUAAUACGAGGUUGUCAUAUUUUCUACGCCAAUACUGACAGGUCCGCUAACUUUCAUGCCUGCAAGAGAACUCGAGGAGGCGUUCUACCGGACCCUGGUGCAUUUCCCGCACAUGGCUGGGUAUCUCAAGCAGACCGGCUACGAUACCAUGGACAUUAUCGUGGACAAGACCAAGCUCAACUUGCCUGACUACCGUGAGUCGCAGUCCGAUAUCCACUAUCAAGACAUUGAAUCCGCCAACUUUGACCCUGCGACGUGGCCCAGCGACUUGUCACCUGUUGGCAAUAUUGCGCUGAUCAGACUUGCCAAUUUCCAUGUCGUUCCGAUUGAAGGAGAACAGCGGUAUUAUUAUUUCAUCCAAACAUCAACCGUAGCAUUGCUGACGCGUACAGUACCUGCUGAGGUUCUCAACCGCUGGGCUGAAGAAACACGGGCGCUGCUCACUGGUGUGCCGGCGAAGCUGCCCAACUAUUGCCUUGACGACCGGAUUACCCUCAAAUACUUGCCAAACGAGCGAGCUGAGAUUGGUGAUGACUCGCGCGGGAAAGUGAUGGGCUACGUAUCCAGCAAGCAGCCGCUACGCACCCAUCUGUUUCGGCUUCGCCUCGAGCUGCUGGAACAUGUGCCACCUGGAACACGCUUAUCCGACCAUGAUAUCCUCUGCGCGAUUGGAUACAAGCUGAAUGGGCAAGCGAGCUACGAUGCAGCAAACAAAAACCAAAGCAAUCACUAUAUUUUACUCCCAUUCAGCCUUCGCCAUCGCCUUGGAAUGGAGCAUCUGAAUUGCAUAGGCAACCCGCUGCUGGGUAUGGUGGAAGUGCUCCCAGUCGGUCAUGCACAGUCUCUGAUUACCAACCAAUCACUUGCGGAGGUGGCAAGUCGCAUCCGAAAAACCACAGACAGCGUCACACCAGCAGCAGUUGGGACAGCAAUGGACAUCAUGGAAGCCGAUACAUGCGAUAUUGGCACCUUCUUGAGUGGUAUGACAUUCGAUGUCCAAAGCAUUACCUCGGACUUGACUCGGAUCAAGCUAUAUGAUGCUGACUUUGGUAGCGGCGUGCAGGCGUUUUCAACAUUGUUUUCAUGCCUGCCAUCACCACCAUCAAGUACUGAUUGCAUCGUGUUUUUUACAAACUCGCCAGAUGCAAUGGAUAGCAUCUUGAACAACAGAUUUUGGAAAGAUUUUGCCACUGUGAUUUUUUAAUUACUAAUUUUCAAUAUAUUUUGACCAACAACAGGUCAUAUUCUAUGUUA
Molecule: messenger RNA, 1412 nt
Organism: Linderina pennispora
Lineage: Eukaryota; Fungi; Kickxellomycota; Kickxellomycetes; Kickxellales; Kickxellaceae
Exons: 6
Coding region: 214-1362 (382 amino acids)
Source: RefSeq, a predicted model, not a curated record